AAAUCAUGUUACGUAACCAGCUGAUUGUUGGCAAGAGCUCGAAGAAGUCCAUCGCGGAUGUGCACGUAAUAUUUACAUUUACUUAAUAAAAAGUAAAAAUCUUCUCCAAACCCGGCAACAAUGGCACUUUUUCAAAUGAAGUGGCUGCGGCGUUGGGUGCGUCGUAACACAAACCCAAUACCAGAGGAUAGUGCAGAGCUUUGGAAGCGGCGUUUGAGUGUUGCGUAUGCGCUACUCGCCUGGAACGCAUUCGGUUUCGUUUGCUACAUGGCCUACACCGGGCGUAGCGAUUGGGCCAAAUAUUAUGGUUAUAAAAGCGAAGAGGAGGCCAAGUUGUCACCUGCACAACAAUUUGCAACAAAGCUGAACGUCGACAGAGGAAAAAUUGUACGAUACUCAGGAUUUACGCGCGUUGGAGAGGUGGAAUUCGAUAAUAAAUCUGAUAAAGUGGAAUAGCAAAAGCCUUGUUUUUUAUAUUAGUGUUAUUGUUUUGAAUUUGCAAAGUGGAUUAAUUAAAAAAUGCACUGCACAAUUCUCAUCGAAUUUGUUUUUGUUUUGAUAACAGGGCUGCCAGGCGUGUAGUGUCUGAAAUCCGUACACGGACAAAAAGUGGUGGGUGAAAAAUCCGUACAAUUUCCGUACGCCCAAAUUUGUUUGGCGAGCAAAAAAAAAAUCAAUUGUUCCUAGGUGAACACAGAAAUCGUACUUUUAAUAACGUCAAAUCAAGGAACACAUUAUUCAACUA
This is a messenger RNA of Rhagoletis pomonella (apple maggot), 745 nucleotides long. RefSeq lists its product as uncharacterized. The record is from RefSeq and is a predicted model, not a curated record. Bases 121 to 456 code for a protein of 111 amino acids. Lineage: Eukaryota; Metazoa; Arthropoda; Insecta; Diptera; Tephritidae. The transcript has a single exon.